AUGUUGUCUAGGAAAGCUAGUUGCAAUACCCAUGGUCAGGACUCCUAUUAUUUCCUUGGAUGGGAGGAGUACAAGAAAAAUCCCUACGACGAAGUUAAAAACCCAAAUGGGAUCAUCCAGAUGGGACUCGCGGAAAAUCAGCUCUCUCUGGAUCUUGUGGAGUCAUGGCUUGAGAGCAACCCGGAAGCAACCGGGUUCACCAAUGGAGGAUCCACAUUCAGAGACAUUGCACUCUUCCAGGAUUAUCACGGCCUUCCUGCGUUCAAAAAUGCCCUGGCGGGUUUCAUGGCGAGAAUAAGAGAGAACAAGGUUUCGUUUGAUCCGAACAAGCUGGUCCUCACUGCGGGCACGACCUCAGCGAAUGAGAUUCUCAUGUUUUGCCUCGCCGAACGUGGUGAUGCCUUCCUUGUUCCGACCCCGUAUUAUCCCGGAUUCGACAGAGACCUCAAAUGGCGAACCGAAGUGGAAAUUGUUCCCGUACACCGCUCGAGCUCGAACGGCUUUAAGAUCACCGAGUCCGCCAUGGAAGAAGCUUUCGAGCAUGCGCGAAACCAGCUGAAUCGGACUGUGAAAGGCCUCCUCAUCACCAGCCCUUCUAACCCGCUUGGCACCACGAUGACCCGCCACGAGCUCGACCAAAUCAUUCACUUCGCGAACACCAGAAACCUCCACGUCAUUAGCGACGAGAUCUACUCGGGCACCGUCUUUGACUCGCUUAGCUUCGUCAGCAUCGCCGAGCUUGCCUUGCAGCACAAGGACUCACACAACAAGAAUGACCUGUCGAGCCGCGUCCACAUGGUUUACAGCCUCUCCAAGGACCUAGGCCUGCCGGGGUUCCGUGCCGGGGUGAUCUACUCGCAGAACGAGGCGGUCGUUUCGGCGGCAACCAAGAUGUCAAGCUUCGGCCUUGUCUCAUCGCAGACUCAGCACCUUCUCUCAAGCAUGCUGUCCGACGAGAAGUUCGUGCGGAAAUACAUCAGCGAGAACAGGACGAGGAUCAAGAACAGGAAGCAAAUGCUCUUUUCGGGGUUGCAAGACUUGGGAAUCAAGUGUUUGAACAGCAAUGCCGGCUUAUUCUGUUGGGUUGACAUGAAGAAGUUUCUAAAGUCGAACACUUUCAACGCCGAGAUGGAGCUAUGGAGGAGACUGAUCUAUGAGGUGGGGUGGAAUGUCUCCCCCGGUUCGAGCUUUCACUGCAUCGAACCGGGUUGGUUUAGGGUUUGCUUUGCCAACAUGGACGAGAGGACGAUGACCGUAGCCCUGCGACGGGUUAGGGCCUUCGUCGAUCGAUUCUUUUGA
Messenger RNA from Rhodamnia argentea, 1299 nucleotides. RefSeq names its product 1-aminocyclopropane-1-carboxylate synthase 3-like. The transcript has 4 exons. Bases 1 to 1299 code for a protein of 432 amino acids. Lineage: Eukaryota; Viridiplantae; Streptophyta; Magnoliopsida; Myrtales; Myrtaceae. Gene Ontology annotation, molecular function: transaminase activity; pyridoxal phosphate binding. The record is from RefSeq and is a predicted model, not a curated record. Gene Ontology annotation, biological process: amino acid metabolic process; biosynthetic process.